Pogonomyrmex barbatus (red harvester ant) is the source of this 1998-nucleotide messenger RNA. RefSeq names its product serum response factor blistered (gene bs). The record is from RefSeq and is a predicted model, not a curated record. Gene Ontology annotation, biological process: positive regulation of transcription by RNA polymerase II. Gene Ontology annotation, molecular function: protein dimerization activity; DNA-binding transcription factor activity, RNA polymerase II-specific; cis-regulatory region sequence-specific DNA binding. Lineage: Eukaryota; Metazoa; Arthropoda; Insecta; Hymenoptera; Formicidae.
GCACGUUAGGUCAAGUUACGAUACUCGGUUUCGCGCAUUCAGUUCGCGGGGAGCGCUCGUGCAGUGCGCGUUGUUGUCCCGUGUUCCUCUAGAUGAUCGAUCACGUGGCGGUAGACCCUGCGCCGAGUUCCGCACGCGAUUCCGUGGCGAAGACGCGCCGCCGUCGUGGGGAAGGGAUUAAAUGUGCGCGCCGACGCCGUGAUGGACAACCCUAGCGGCGGAAGAGACGGUCGGUACGCGAGUCUCGGCUACAGCAUGGGGAUGAUCGGGAGCGAUGCUGGCACGGAAAUCUACGGCCGACCGUCCACCUCGCAGAUCGCAGCGGUGGCGGCUUCCCAGUUAGGCCGCGGCGGCGCCACCAUGAUGUCAGCUGCGGGCGCCGCGACGCCAGGCGUCGGCCCCGUUCCCCGGGGUAUCAAGCGCUCCACAUCCGAUGUCUGCUACGGCGGCGACGACGGCACGAACCAGGUCGCCGCGCGACAGCAGUCGCUCUCGCAAGGUAUGUCCGCCGGCGGUGGCAUGCCCGGCGAUUGCGUCCCCGACAACCUCGACGAAUCCUUCACGAAUCUGGGCCAGCCGAAAAAGUCACCCCCCUCGAACGGCAAGAAGACCAAGGGUCGAGUCAAGAUUAAGAUGGAGUACAUUGACAAUAAGCUCAGAAGGUACACGACCUUCUCCAAGAGGAAGACCGGCAUCAUGAAGAAGGCGUACGAGCUGUCGACGCUGACCGGCACGCAGGUAAUGCUAUUGGUUGCAAGCGAGACCGGCCAUGUGUAUACGUUCGCGACGCGCAAACUGCAACCGAUGAUCACCAGCGAUGCCGGGAAGGCGUUGAUCCAGACGUGCCUCAACAGCCCGGAUCCGCCGCCGUCGGGCUCGUCGGGCGACCAGAGGAUGUCGGCCACCGGCUUCGAGGAGACCGAGCUGACGUACAACAUCGCCGACGACGAGCAGAAAGAGGAGAACGCGUCGCCCAGAUCCGAUGUCUGCAUCAACGAGAGCGACGGCGAGAGCAGUGACGGCGACUCGAAGGAUCCUAUCAAGAACAAUCACUCGGGAAAUGUGCCUUCGUUUUCUGCAGGGAUUAUGUACCAGGUGCCUCAGAGUGUCAUUUAUUCGCCCAGUCCGGGGGUCCUGCUCGGCAUAGGACAAAACGGGCAACCGGUGCAUCUCAAGACGGAGAUGUCUCAAGACGGAGGUACAAUAGCACCGGUGGCGAACUCGUCGCAGUCGAAUCAGCCGUUCAUCACGAUACCGCUAAAUGUCGCGAUGAGCGCGGGAUUAUCCUUACCGGUGACCUCCAGGAUGACUUCCAGGUCGCCCACGACGACGACGGCGACGGCGGCGACAUUGUCCGCCUGCGGCGACUUGCCUUCCGACUUGAGCAAAGAUCGGGAAUGACACGGGAAUUUUCCGAGCGGAGUCUUCGACAACGAUGACGAAAGUAGUAAUUGAGUCUCCGCUUUCUCGCUCGGCGCAGACGGAAAUCGUCGCACGAAUCUGUCGAAUAAAUCACGGAAAUCGGAUUCUCGCACACGCGUGUACGCGUGCGCGAUAUCUCCGGACUUGUGAUCCGACUUCCACAUCCGGGAUAACAUCCCGGAUGGAGUAAUUCAAGUUUUCGAGCGGAUUACAAACAACUAUGACCCCUAUGACAUCGCGAUGGGAUUCUUCGCUUCUUCUUCUCAUGUACUUUCGUACGAGAAAAACUAGAAAAUCGAGAAAGGAAAUCGGCUAGUUAAUCGCGCAUUUUUCAAUUAGUUGAGAGUAUAAAAUUAAAUUAACGACUAAGCGAGAAUAUUUUUAAAGAGGAGAUAGAAAGAUUGAGUAACAAAAUUUAUUAGAAAAAAAUAUACAUUUAUAGAAUACGUUGAUUCUAGGUCAAUGAUGAAAUAUUUUAUUUAAGGGGAUUCUGGACUGACGAGCGAACUUUGACGUUCACACAUAUGCACAUCUAACAUACAUAGAUACAUUUAUGUAUACACACAUACAUAUACU